AUGGCAUCAGAGAAGAGCCUGUUAGUUGAGUUGGUAGCGAAACAUUUCCCUAUUAUAGAAAACAAAAAAACCGAUGGCACAACUUUACGACAAAAAUCCGAAGAGUGGAAAAUCAUUAUGCAAGAGUAUAACUCGCAAACGGCCCUGAUACCUCGACUGGCUGAAAAUUUAAAAGCACAAUGGGAAGCCAUGAAAAUAGCUGCAAAAAAAAGAGGCUGCAAAUACAAGAAUGGCUAUUCUAGACAGGAUCCAUGGAGUCCAUUAUCUGUACAGCAGGAUUAG
This is a messenger RNA of Parnassius apollo (apollo), 282 nucleotides long. Lineage: Eukaryota; Metazoa; Arthropoda; Insecta; Lepidoptera; Papilionidae. The record is from the annotation of a GenBank genome assembly.